CCGGCCCACAGCCCCGCACUCCUCCCUCAUCCGCAUCUCUCUCCCGCACUCCUCCCUCGUCCCAUCUCGCCGCCGCCACCAAUAGCGCCCAAUCCCAGCGAACUCCGGCGGGAAUCGACGGCACCCAUCACACCAACGUGACCCCGACGCUUCGCUCUUCCAUCCUGUCCGGUGAGAUUCGGCGCACGCAUCCUCCAGCGUCCAAGCGCGGCCGUCUCCCGUCAUUAGGGUUUCGUUCGUCGAUGGAUCCAGCGCUGGCCGGCGACGAGGGCCGCCAGAUCCGCGACCUGGGAGGCUCCUCCUGUAGGAUAUGGGAGGCUCCUCCUGUAGGAUACGGGAGCAGCGCACCGCACCCUGCAGUCGCCGGUUCGGGACGAGCACAGCGGCUCGAGGACGCCGGCGACAAACGCCGGCGCUCCUCUGCUCCAUCCACCUGGACGGCUGCUACUCCGCCAAAGACGUCACCUACAGGUGCUCUGCUCUUGCGCAUGUAUGGUGGCGUCUCCGGCGUAGCGAUGCUUCUUGAGGUGACUGGCGUGACGGCGGCUGUGUAUGGCAGUGACCACAAGCUCUUCGGAUGAUGGUCUUGCGGCACAUGGCGCCGGAGCUGAGCCUGGGCAUGAGGAGCGAUCGCUACGUGCGGGUCCUCGACCUGCUUGGCCUCAACCUGCAGACCUUCGCCAAGGUUCACCUCAAGUCCCACACUAUGGAUGAAAUUAGGGAGGUAAUAUUUGUUCAUGACCCAUCUUCCUGCUGAACAGUAGAUGAUCUUACUAAGCACCUAGCCAUCUUGCCUGGUAUGCUUGUAUCUGCUACAUGUUGUUUUCAUCUUGAUAGCUAGCAGCCUAGCAUCAUGAACUUUGAUUGUGAAAUCUCUAUAUGCUGUAAAAUUAAUUGUGCCAGUCUCGAAAUUGUUGUGAAUUGUAAGAUGCUUCGAGUAAAUGUUUUUUUUGCCUUCUCGCGUGUAGGCGGUCAGGCGAGACAGCAAGCAGCUCUGUUUCUUGUUAUCUGCUCUGCUUUCAACUGAACUCGUUUCAGUUAGCAAGUCGAUACUGCAGAAUUUGAGACUGGAUACUGAAUUUGAGAGUAUGGGUGCUUGUAAUGAGGUUACUGCAAUAAUGUAUCCAGAGUAGAAUUGUAUUGUACCUGCUAUUUAUAGAUUAAUUGUUCAUGUAUGCUUCAUUUGAAAAUAAACAUGUUGUCACAUGUUCAAACAGUAUUGGGAGUUCUGGGACUAUUAUAUGGUGUUAUGGAUAUACUUUGUGAUUCGAGUUACUGAUAUGUGGUCUAGUCUCAGUGGGAAAGAUGCAACUAUUGUGAUCUAAUACUUCUUGUUUUGACUCCUCCAAUGGCAGGUGUAACUGUUACGAGCAAAGAACCUGUGAGCAGAGCUGAAGUAUAUAAUUCUUUUGUGUCGCUGUUUCGUGUGUCAAGUCGAAUGCUACUCUUAUUAUUAUUAUAGAGUGUCCUGAUGCAAGUUUCUGAAUUAUGCCUCUUGAACUUGCGAGUUGGGAUAUCUUGCAAACGUUUUAACUUUUAAACUCGAAACUGUUCCCUUUUUUUGUUUGAUUCAAGCUUACUCUCGUUAUAAUGUAUUGUGUAGUUGUUGUUUCAAACUGUUUUGCUACAAGUACCAUAAUUUGCAUUGAAGAUAUUGUAUUCUGUUGCUGUAUCAUUGUUUAAUAAAACCACAACAUGAUGCUCACAUGAGACAUC
Molecule: messenger RNA, 1716 nt
Organism: Triticum aestivum (bread wheat)
Lineage: Eukaryota; Viridiplantae; Streptophyta; Magnoliopsida; Poales; Poaceae
Exons: 3
Coding region: 243-581 (112 amino acids)
Source: RefSeq, a predicted model, not a curated record